Aspergillus sclerotioniger CBS 115572 is the source of this 1692-nucleotide messenger RNA. Its product is annotated as FolC bifunctional protein. Lineage: Eukaryota; Fungi; Ascomycota; Eurotiomycetes; Eurotiales; Aspergillaceae. The coding region runs from base 35 to 1633 and encodes 532 amino acids. The transcript is spliced from 4 exons. Gene Ontology annotation, cellular component: cytosol; cytoplasm; mitochondrion. The record is from RefSeq and is a predicted model, not a curated record. Gene Ontology annotation, molecular function: tetrahydrofolylpolyglutamate synthase activity; ATP binding. Gene Ontology annotation, biological process: tetrahydrofolylpolyglutamate biosynthetic process.
CGAAAAUAUCUUUCGGACAAGAUCAUCGCCCAUCAUGGUUCCAUCGAUCCAAUUUUUGCCCGAAGAUGAUACUUCGCCGCGCACGUCUUGUUCUCUCCCACCUGCACCAGAAGCACCGAAGACUGAAGAAAAUGCGUACAAUGACACCAUCCAUAAGCUAAACCUGCUGGAUACCAACUUUGCGUACCGGCAACGAGCCAUCAAGACCCAUGACUGGGAUGCCUUUAUCCAAGACAUGCUGCGGUGGUGUCGUGCAGCGGGAUAUGAGAGUCCCGAUUUCGAUCCCCUGAACGCGGUGCAUAUUGCCGGAAGUAAAGGCAAGGGGUCCACCUCGGCGUUUAUCUUCUCGAUUUUGUCCGAGUACCAGAGUCAGGAGAGCCCUAUUCAGAAACUGGGUCUGUACACGUCUCCCCACUUGCGCACCGUGCGAGAACGCAUCCGCAUCAGCCCGUCCAACGACAUGCCUUUCCACCACACCCCACUGUCGGAGGAACAAUUUGUGAAGUAUUUCUCCGACGUAUGGGAACGACUAGGCCUGACAGAGGACUGCGCCAAGGGAGGUCCGCCAUUCGCCCGUUUUUUAACCCUGGUGGCCCUGCAUGGCUUCCUCCAAGAAAAGGUCGACACCGCCAUCGUCGAGGUGUGCCUCGGAGGCCGUCAUGACUCGACCAACGUGCUCCACCGUCCCAGUGUCUGCACAAUCACGAGCCUGGCCCUGGAACACACAGACCUACUGGGCGACACUAUCGAGGAGAUCGCCUGGGCCAAGGGCGGUAUCAUCAAGCCCGGUUGUCCAGUUUUCACGAUCCCCCAGGCCCCCGGAGCAACACGCACGCUGCAAAAGAUCGCCGCCGAGAAAGGCGCGGAGUUGACGAUCGUGCCUGUCCACCCGGAGGUGGCGAGCAUGGAGUUGGGUCUGGCCGGGGAGUUCCAGAAGAUCAACGCCAGUCUGGCCGUGGCCGUGGCGGCUAGUCAUCUGCGACACAUGGGCUAUUCUGAUAUCCCCGAGGACAUCACCUCCGCCCCUUUACCCGAGAAGUUCCACCGGGCACUCCGCAACGCCAGCUGGCCCGGUCGCUGCGAGACGCGGGAGUGCCGAUCGGGCCGAUUCCUACUCGAUGGAGCACAUACCGUCGAAAGCAUGGACCUGGUGGGUUCGUGGUUUGCCAAGAAGGCAGUGCAACACGAGUCCUCGAAGCGGGUUCUCAUCUUCAACCAGCAAACUCGCGAUGCCUUUACUCUGGUUCGACGCCUGCGGGACAGCAUUCGCCGGUCGGCGGUGGGUGCCGUUCACGAAGUACCCUUCCACCACGUCAUCUUCUGCACCAACAUCGCCUGGGAGAAGAAUGAGGCUGCCGAUAUGGAGCGCGUGUCGAUGAUUUUCACUGGCAACACUGGACCCGAGAACCUGACCCUGCAAACGCAGCUGAGCGACUACUGGCGCGGCAUUCCAGGAGAGGAGAUGACGGGUAUCACGGUCGUCCGCACGGUGGAGGAGGCGGUGCGAUGUGCCGGGGGGGUCGGAGGCAUCGCAGUACAGUCACCUCUCGUCUUGAUCACGGGGAGUCUGCACUUGAUUGGAAGUGCGUCGGAGGUGCUGGAGACUUUGGAGGAGGAGGGUCUCCACUUGUGAACCAGUGGGAGGUCUUUUGUUGAUUUCGGAUGUACACUAUCUUAUUAUCUAUGAUCGAU